Seriola dumerili (greater amberjack) is the source of this 1526-nucleotide messenger RNA. RefSeq names its product somatomedin B and thrombospondin type 1 domain containing (gene sbspon). Lineage: Eukaryota; Metazoa; Chordata; Actinopteri; Carangiformes; Carangidae. The record is from RefSeq and is a predicted model, not a curated record. The transcript has 5 exons. Bases 307 to 1101 code for a protein of 264 amino acids.
AGCCGGAAUGGGGUGUUCUGUUCUGUAGGUUGCUCUGCAGAGCUGCUUCUGGAGGGAAACAGAGGGGCUGGACACAGGAAUUCCAGGUCACAAGGGCUCCUGUGCCAGAGCACAGUCUUGGCUGAGUUGGGCUGGGCUGGUAUUCCAACCUCUCCCUCUCACGGUCAUGAGCAUGACAGAGGUAGAGUAGGACGAGAGUGGGAAUAAACAUAUUUGGAAGAGGGGAAUUGCGUUUCAUCACAUACUGGGGGAAACCAAGAGACUAGUGUUUUACUUUCAGGGGUGGACUUCUGGCCCGACCCCCUCAUGAUGGGAUCCUCUGUGGAGUUUGCCUGUUUGUUGCUGGUGGUUUCCACGCUGGGAAAGAACCACUUGGUGUCUGGCGGUUGUUCAGGUAAAUGCUGCCAGAGCAGAGACUUGAGCUGUUUGACCACUGACUGGAGGAUGGACCGUGUGUAUGGGACAUGCUACUGCGACAAGGGCUGCGUCAGGACCAAGGACUGCUGCUUCGACUACUUCAAAGAGUGUCCAGCUCAGGACUGUGCUGUGAGCGACUGGAGCUUUUGGAGCGGCUGUGCUAAGCCCUGCCAGCCCUCAAUACGAGUCCGUGUCCGUCACGUAGAGCAGCAGCCUAGUAACAGCGGAGAGCCCUGUCCCAGCCUGGAGCAACAUGCCGGCUGCAGGGAGUACAGAGACCACCAGGGUAACCACUGUGGACUCAACUCUGGUCCUGCAUUCAUCACCAGCAUGGAGUUUGGCAAAGGAAGGCCCAAGCAUGACAGCUAUGGAAACCCCCUGGACCCUGGGUUCUGUGUGGAAUUCACACUGGAAUCCCGGACACCCCACUGUACUGUGCAGAACCGGCCACACACACACUGGAUGCGCUACAUAACAGAAGGCUUCAAAGUGUGUGUGGCAUGUGAGCCUCCCGCCAUGCGAAACAAUAGUGGCAGCUGCCAAGGAGACGGUCAGGAAUCAGACAAAGAAGCGUUGCUCCACUGGCAGGCGGUGGGGAACCCUCAGUGCCGUGGGACGUGGAAGAAGAUCCAGAAAACCCAGCGGUGCAACUGUCCACCUCAGCACAGCUUCGUCUUCAUCUGAUCCAAACAAAACACCACAGAACUGCGCUCUGAUCUGGUGUCCACAAAAACAUUUCACAGCCAAGCUCCCCCUCGCUCUGAGGAGCUGACACAGUGUGCGUUUGGAUCAGAUGCUUCCAAUACUAAGAAGAGACUUAACACUUGAUGGCGGUGCACUGCAAUUACCGGUAUGCCUCUAAUAAAUAUGCUACACCUUGAUAUAAAGGCAUUUUCAAAUCACUAUACACAUUUCCAUUGCCGUGUGUAAUUUUGUAGUAUACUGUGUAAAGACACUGUAGUCCAGUAUUUCACAUUUUCCCAGUACACAUUAAGCACAUAUCAGCUGAUUUUGUAAAUUUUUAUUGUAACAAGCCACUGUUGUUUUCAUUUUUGUAACAAUUUUCUGUCAAAGCUAUUUAACUUAAAAUUAUAAAAAAAUAUAUUUUA